Messenger RNA from Vanrija pseudolonga, 1572 nucleotides. Its product is annotated as Extracellular exo-inulinase. Gene Ontology annotation, cellular component: cytoplasm; fungal-type vacuole. NCBI's taxonomy places the organism in Eukaryota, Fungi, Basidiomycota, Tremellomycetes, Trichosporonales, Trichosporonaceae. The record is from RefSeq and is a predicted model, not a curated record. Gene Ontology annotation, molecular function: sucrose alpha-glucosidase activity. The transcript has 3 exons. Gene Ontology annotation, biological process: sucrose catabolic process. Bases 1 to 1572 code for a protein of 523 amino acids.
AUGAUACUCCGAAGCUGUCUUUUGGGCGGCACGCUGCUGCUGAGCGCGCGCCUGGCCUCCGGGGCAGACAGCGUCCCCGCACUCGUCCCCACCCCGACGUCUGGCGCCGCCCCGCCCGCAGGCCUGACGCCCUUCGCGACCUCGACGCACCAGUACGCGCAGGGCAUCCCGACGGGCCAGGCGAUCCGGGGGGAUUAUGGCGGCGAGUUGAGGCCGAGGGUGCACUAUAGUCCGCCGGUGGGAUACCUCUCCGACCCGAACGGCUUGUUCAAGGACGACAACGGCACAUGGCAUGUGUAUUACCAGUACAACCCCUCGGCCCCGCUCCCAGGCCUAGGCAACUGGGGCCACGCGACCUCGCCCGAUCUGUACGCGUGGACGAACGCGCCGAUCGCGCUGCACCCGCCUGCAAGCGACACAGGCAUAGGGAACGGCAGCGUGGUGCUCGACGCGAACAAUACCAGCGGGCUCGGGAGCGUCGUGGCGUUCUACACGCUCAACUCGACCGUGGCGCUCGCUGGGUCAACGGACGGGGGGUAUACCUUCACACCGGCGGGCACAGUCAAUGUCCGCGGGCGGGAUCCGCGGGUCACGCGGGUCGGCAGCGACUGGGUGCUCGCCGUGGCGCGCGACUCGCGCGUCGCGUUCUACACGAGUGGCGAUCUGAAGAGCUGGAGCUACGCAAGCGACUUUGCCGGCUCCGGCCGGCUUGCAGCGCCGAGCUUGGCGAAGGUCGGCGACAGCUACCUCCUCAUCGUGACCACGACCGACGCGCCGCUCGGCGGCGAAACGCAGGUAUACUACGUCGGCGAGUUCGCCGGCGGGGCCUUCACCCCCAGCGCGGGGCCGACACCAGUCGAGUGGGGCAAGGACGCGAGCGGGGGGAUCGUCGACCCGAGCGGCGGCGUCGCGAUCUCCUGGGCGAACAACGUGCAGUAUGCUGCGCGGGUACCGACUGCCGGCGAGUCGUGGCGCGGCGCGCUGACCCUGCCCCGCGCGGUGAGCCUCGUCAAGGGCGCCAGCGGCACGACGACGCUGUCGCUCGCGCCGUACGGCCUCGACGCGGCGCGCGGGGACCAGCUGGCGAGCGCGCACGGCGACGGACAGUGGAAGUGGGACGCGGGGCUGAACGCUUCUGCGACCGGCACCGUGCUCCUCGAGAUCAACGUCACGGCCGGCGCGACCCUCAACUAUACCUUUUCUGGGGGCGGGUCCGUCUCUGGCGGCGUGAGCGCCAGCGAGCUGUGGAUCGACCGCGGCACCGCGAACGGGUUCAACUCGACGAGCUUCACGCCGCGGCUUGCCACGCCGUGGACGCAGCGCAACGCCACGCUCCUCGUCGUGCUCGACCGCAGCGUGCUUGAGGUGUUUGUCGAUGGCACCGCCGCGACGGCCGUCUUCUACCCCUCGUCGCCGCUCACCCACCUCGAGCUGGCCGCCAACGGCGCCGUGUCGGCCGCGCUGUGGGACCUGCACGGCGGGUUCGAGGGCGACGGUACGGGCGGGGCCGUGCGCCGGCGGUGGCGGAAGCGGGGCACGCGUGGGCCGGGCGGCGGGGUCGCUGGAGGAUGA